Mus pahari (shrew mouse) is the source of this 2672-nucleotide messenger RNA. It is a transcript of the gene Hnrnpm, whose product is annotated as heterogeneous nuclear ribonucleoprotein M. Gene Ontology annotation, cellular component: cytoplasm; post-mRNA release spliceosomal complex; nucleus. Bases 221 to 2410 code for a protein of 729 amino acids. The record is from RefSeq and is a predicted model, not a curated record. Gene Ontology annotation, molecular function: mRNA binding. Gene Ontology annotation, biological process: regulation of mRNA stability involved in response to oxidative stress; alternative mRNA splicing, via spliceosome. Lineage: Eukaryota; Metazoa; Chordata; Mammalia; Rodentia; Muridae. The transcript is spliced from 16 exons.
CGCCUGUCCCACAAGCCAACUGGAUCUGCGGGCAUCGGGAAGUGAGGGCUGCCACUCGAGGAGGCGUGGCCUGACGUCCAGGGGGCGUGACCCGAGGCGAGCAGGAAGCGGGAGCCGGUCGCCGCACACGGAGGCGUUACUGGUCGCUCGGGGUCACGUGAGCGCGCAGGCGCAGCUCGACAGAGCCCGCUCCCUCACACAAAGCCCAGACGCGGAGAAAAUGGCGGCAGGGGUCGAAGCGGCAACCGAAGUGACGGCGACAGAGCCCAAAAUGGAGGAAGAGAGCGGCGCGCCCUGUGUGCCGAGUGGCAACGGAGCUCCGGGCCCCAAGGGUGAAGAACGACCUACUCAGAAUGAGAAGAGGAAGGAGAAAAACAUAAAAAGAGGAGGCAAUCGCUUUGAGCCAUAUGCCAACCCAACUAAAAGAUACAGAGCCUUCAUUACAAAUAUACCUUUUGAUGUGAAAUGGCAGUCACUUAAAGACCUGGUUAAAGAAAAAGUUGGUGAGGUAACAUACGUGGAGCUCUUAAUGGACGCUGAAGGAAAGUCAAGGGGAUGUGCUGUUGUUGAAUUCAAGAUGGAGGAGAGCAUGAAAAAAGCUGCUGAAGUUCUAAACAAGCAUAGUCUAAGUGGAAGGCCACUGAAAGUCAAGGAAGAUCCUGAUGGUGAACAUGCAAGGAGAGCAAUGCAAAAGGUGAUGGCUACGACUGGUGGGAUGGGUAUGGGACCAGGUGGCCCAGGAAUGAUUAAUAUCCCACCCAGUAUCCUAAAUAAUCCUAACAUCCCAAAUGAGAUUAUCCAUGCAUUACAGGCUGGAAGACUUGGAAGCACAGUAUUUGUAGCAAAUCUGGAUUAUAAAGUUGGCUGGAAGAAACUGAAGGAAGUAUUUAGUAUGGCUGGUGUGGUGGUCCGAGCAGACAUUCUGGAAGAUAAAGAUGGGAAAAGUCGUGGAAUAGGCACUGUGACUUUUGAACAGUCCAUUGAAGCUGUGCAAGCAAUAUCUAUGUUUAAUGGCCAGUUGCUGUUUGAUAGACCAAUGCACGUCAAGAUGGAUGAGAGGGCUUUACCAAAGGGAGACUUUUUCCCUCCUGAACGCCCACAGCAACUUCCCCAUGGACUUGGUGGUAUUGGCAUGGGAUUAGGACCUGGAGGGCAGCCUAUUGAUGCCAACCACCUGAACAAAGGCAUUGGAAUGGGAAACCUAGGACCUGCAGGAAUGGGAAUGGAAGGCAUAGGAUUUGGAAUAAAUAAAAUUGGAGGCAUGGAAGGACCCUUUGGUGGCGGUAUGGAAAACAUGGGGCGAUUUGGAUCUGGGAUGAACAUGGGCCGAAUAAAUGAAAUCCUAAGUAAUGCACUGAAGAGAGGAGAGAUCAUUGCAAAACAGGGAGGAGGUGGAGCUGGAGGCAGUGUCCCUGGGAUCGAGAGGAUGGGCCCUGGCAUUGACCGCAUUAGCGGUGCUGGCAUGGAGCGCAUGGGCGCAGGCUUAGGCCAUGGCAUGGAUCGAGUGGGCUCUGAGAUUGAGCGUAUGGGCCUGGUCAUGGACCGCAUGGGCUCAGUUGAGCGCAUGGGCUCUAGCAUCGAGCGCAUGGGCCCACUAGGCCUUGACCACAUGGCCUCCAGUAUUGAGCGCAUGGGCCAGACCAUGGAGCGCAUUGGUUCUGGUGUGGAGCGCAUGGGUGCCGGCAUGGGCUUCGGCCUGGAGCGCAUGGCCGCACCCAUUGACCGUGUGGGCCAAACCAUUGAGCGCAUGGGCUCUGGUGUAGAGCGCAUGGGUCCUGCCAUUGAACGCAUGGGCCUAAGCAUGGAUCGGAUGGUGCCCACAGGCAUGGGGGCUAGCCUGGAGCGCAUGGGUCCUGUGAUGGAUCGUAUGGCCACCGGCCUGGAGCGCAUGGGCGCCAACAACCUGGAGCGCAUGGGCCUGGAGCGUAUGGGAGCCAACAGUCUUGAGCGCAUGGGCCUGGAGCGAAUGGGCGCCAACAGCCUGGAACGUAUGGGCCCUGCCAUGGGCCCAGCAUUGGGCGCUGGUAUUGAGCGAAUGGGCCUGGCCAUGGGUGGAGCCGGCGGUGCUAGCUUUGACCGAGCCAUUGAGAUGGAGCGGGGCAACUUUGGAGGAAGCUUCGCAGGUUCCUUUGGCGGAGCUGGAGGCCAUGCACCUGGAGUAGCCAGGAAGGCCUGCCAGAUAUUUGUGAGAAAUCUCCCAUUUGAUUUUACAUGGAAGAUGCUAAAGGACAAAUUCAAUGAAUGUGGCCACGUGCUGUACGCCGACAUCAAGAUGGAGAACGGAAAGUCCAAGGGGUGCGGUGUGGUUAAGUUUGAGUCUCCAGAGGUGGCUGAGAGAGCCUGCCGGAUGAUGAAUGGCAUGAAGCUGAGUGGCCGAGAGAUUGAUGUUCGAAUUGAUAGAAAUGCUUAAGCAGUUGCCUUUUUUAAACAUCAAUACCAGACCUCUGAAUUUGUAUUUUUUCUUGUUAACCAUUUUAAUUUGUUGGCUGGAUGUAUAAAGAUGUUUAAAAAAUUCAGUUGCUUUUUGGGGUAAUUUGAAUUAAUUUUUUAAUGAUUGGGGUUCCAUUUGACUGUUUGCAUUGAGAUUGCAAUGUGCACAAUUUUUUUUGUAGUUGUGGCAUCUUGUUGACAUCAAAUAUGACUUUGAUAAUAAAUACCAGUUCCUGAAAGUG